CGGCUCUAACUGACGCGGUUUGAAUGAGCUGAGCGGCUGAGCGCGAGCGUUAUCGCGUUGUGUGUGUGUGUGUUUUGUUUUACAAACUGCGUCAGUUUUCUCUUGCAGAGUUUCGGUUCUUUAUACAGAAGUUCCAAUAAAAUCCAGUUCCGAAGGAUGACCUUUGUCAUACUGCCUCCAGCUGUCAGCGCUGCUCGUUGUGGUGAAAUAGCAAAAUAAGAGCGGCCGGGAGCGCCGAUCCAGUCAAAGACCAAAAAAUCACAUCAAGAAUGACAAGUGCUGGAAUAGAAAUACCAGAAGGAAGGAGGUUGAACAGAUAUGGAGACCUAGAAAAUCUUAACUUGACUACGGAAGACUGGAAGAUACGAUGGGAAAAGAGGCACAUUGGUUUUCAUAAGGAUGAAAUUCAUGGAUUGUUGCAGAAAUACUUGAGCACCAUUCUACAUGGGAGGAAACAAAUCCGCAUUUUUGUGCCCCUGUGUGGAAAGUCAGUAGAUAUGAAAUGGCUUGCUGACCAAGGACACACUGUUGUUGGUGUGGAAGCAUCUGAAAUAGCUAUAAAAGAAUUCUUUGCAGAACAGAACGUGUCCUACACACAGGAGUCUGUACCAGGAAUUGCAGGUGCAGAAGUAUUUCAGAGUGCUGAUGGGAAGCUAUUUUUAUUUAACUGUAAUAUGUUUGAUUUCUCAAGUGCAAUUGCUGGAAAGUUUGAUGGAAUCUGGGAUAGAGGUUCUCUGGUAGCAAUCAACCCAUCUGAUAGACAACGUUAUGCCAAACUAAUGACUACACUUAUGGCCAAAGAAUGUCACUACCUUCUGGAUGCUUUAACAUACGAUCAAGAAAAAUUUUCUGGUCCACCAUUUUCUACACCCCUGCAUGUAAUCCAUGACCUCUAUGACCAAUCAUGCAACAUUCAACUGUUAGGAUCAUCAGAUGCUUUGACUGACAGACAGAGAAGUUGGGGUCUGGAUUCCUUCACUGAACAAAUCCACUUAAUUACAUUGAAGACCAAUAUGGAUUCCUGUGGUUAAAUACAUUGACAAAUGCUGCAUUGAUUUUAUGAAAAAUUUGAAAACUAGAAAUGUAAAUCUGAUUAGGAAAAUUUAAAACAUUGGGUUUGGGAUCGAACUGGAAACUGGGGGCUUUUAGUUCCCCUGAUGGUAGAUUAUGUGCUGUAUGCUCUCUUAAUUCCAACAUGUAAGCAAGGUUUUUUUCCCUGGGGUGGAGGAAUUCAGAAUUAGAGGGCAUAGGUUUAUGGUGAAAGGGGAAAGAUAUGAACGGGAAUUAAGGGGCAACCUUUUCAUGCAGAGGGUGGUAGAAACUUUAAGAACAAAAUGAAAUGGGUUUCUUGUAUUAUUUGCAGUUAUACUGUAAAUGCAGUUCCAGGGUAUUCUGUAAGUGGCUUCCUUUCCAUUGCUUUCACCCUCCUUUCAAAAUAUUUGUCAGUAUCCCCCCCCCCGCCCCCCAACCUACAUUCGACUUCUGUGUACUCUCAACAUAAUAUUCUAUCAACAAGUUCUCAUCCAUCUCCAAAUUAGUGAUUGUAUUGCCUCCCAAAUCCAUGUCCAUCCUGUCACCACUUUUCUCGCUAUUCCAUGGUCAAAUUUCUGCUUCUGCAUUCUGCACCAAACAGCCCAAAUCAACCAUCAAAUGGCAUCUGCCGUGGAAAUAUUAUUCCUUCUUAGGUUACAUCCCAGAAGCAAAGAACAAAGAAAAUUACAGCACAGAAAUGGGCCCUUUGGCCCUCCAAGCCUGCGACAGUCCGUAACCUCUCUCCAAACCUGUCGCUUAUUUUCUAAAGGUCUAUAUCCCUUUGCUCUCUGCUCAUUCAUGUAUCUGCAGAGAUACAUGCCAUCCACAUUGUCUAUACUUCUCAUGAUUUUGUAAACCUCAAUCUUCAUCUUUCUACUGAAAAUAAUCCUAAUCUAGUCAACCUCUCUUCAUAGCUAGCACUUCCAUACCAGACAACAUCCUGGUGAAUCACCUUUGCACCCUCUCCAAAGUAUCCACAUCCUUUUGGUAAUGUAGCGACCAGAAUUGUACAUGGUAUUCCAAAUGUGGCUGAACCAAAGUCUUAUACAACUGCCAACUCAUGUACUCAAUGUCCCUUCCAAUGAAGGAAAGCAUGCCAUAUGCCUGCUUGACCACUCUAUUGACCUGUAUUGUCACCUUCAGGGAACAAUGGACCUGAACACCCAGGUCUCUUUGUAGACCAGUUUUCCCGAGGACUUGUAAUAUUGCUGCUUGUGACCCAUAUAAGGUUCAUCCCAUGCUUGUUAUUUAAUCUCAUAAAAUCAUAGAAUGGUUACAAUUCAAGCGGCAGCUUUUUAGCCCACUGUGUCUUUGCCAGCUCUCUGAAAAAGCAAUUUCUCUUUUGCCACUUCCCAGCCUCCUCCUAUUAAGUAGUGAUCUAAUUCCCUUUUCAGAGCUACACUCAAAUCUAUUUACAGGGGAAUCUUGAUUAUCCAAACGAGAUGGCCGGGCACUAUUACGUUCGGAUAAUCGAUCAUUCGGUGAAUUGAUUAAAUGCCUUUCCUCUGAUGCUGGGAGUUUUUAUAGUCUGCUUCCUCUUCAGGAAAUUGCAGCAGCAGCACAGCAUGCGAGCCCCAGCCCCAGACCCCACCGUCCCCAUCUAAUACCGCCCCCGACCCUGUCCAACAGCGCCCCCCCGCUCCUCAACCCCAUCCAACACUGCCCUUGACCAACACUGCCCCCUGCCCUACACUGCACCCCUCUCCUUGCGUGCACCUCCGCCCCCUCUCUGAGGCAGCUGGACUGGACACCAACAAGACUGCAGCUGCUGCUGCACUUGCCUUCGUGGGGUAAGUUUCCAGAUAGCGCGCGCACGCACACAGCAACACACAACUUUUUACUGCAACUUUUUGACCGGUUCCACAUUUGCCCUGUAAGGGCAAUGUUGGAGAGUUUAGGGUACACUCCUCUGUGGAACUCCAGGCAAAGUGUGGGGAGAGAGAGAGGGCGGGGGGUCAGUCAUUUGGAGACUGUUCCUGUUUUAAUCACUGUAAACAAAAGAUGUAAUCACUAUUAGAAACACGUCUUUGAUGUUAUGUUUCUAUCAGGACCUCGAGAUCUCCUUUGGAUAAUCCGAUUUUUGAAUAAUUGGUAUUCAGAUCAUCGAGGUUCCUCUGUACACUAUUUCCUUUCACCCUUUCAACAUAGCAGCUGGUUUGUUUCUCCAUGUUUCUAUUUCAGUUUUCCCACUUUGUCCUUUACCUUUCUGUAGCUUUUGACAAGAUUAACCAUAUCAUCCUCAUCCAAGAACUCUGUUUUACAGACUAUUGUGAUUUGUUUGUGCUUUUUACUUUCCCAAUCCAUGAUAGAACAUCUAUCAUUGCUUUCUCAUCCUUCACAUUAUUUCAAAUAUAUUUUGUUGCCUUGCUUAUAUAGAAAGCAAUUAGCUUUAACAUAAUUGUGAUGCAUUCAGUAUCUCUUGUGAUGUUAGGUGAGUGUUGAGAGAGACCUAUAGAACUGUCCCAGAAGUGUAAUACGAGCAUCCGAACAAAUCAGGAGCAGAAAUAGAACCCUUGGCCCAUUGCACCUGAAUCUACCAUUCAAUAAAAUCAUGACUUAUUGCUGUCAA
Molecule: messenger RNA, 3601 nt
Organism: Hemiscyllium ocellatum (epaulette shark)
Lineage: Eukaryota; Metazoa; Chordata; Chondrichthyes; Orectolobiformes; Hemiscylliidae
Product: probable thiopurine S-methyltransferase
Exons: 9
Coding region: 270-1031 (253 amino acids)
Molecular function (GO): thiopurine S-methyltransferase activity
Source: RefSeq, a predicted model, not a curated record